Pectinophora gossypiella (pink bollworm) is the source of this 2086-nucleotide messenger RNA. RefSeq names its product E3 ubiquitin-protein ligase PPP1R11-like. The transcript has 4 exons. The coding region runs from base 141 to 614 and encodes 157 amino acids. Gene Ontology annotation, cellular component: nucleus. The record is from RefSeq and is a predicted model, not a curated record. NCBI's taxonomy places the organism in Eukaryota, Metazoa, Arthropoda, Insecta, Lepidoptera, Gelechiidae. Gene Ontology annotation, molecular function: protein serine/threonine phosphatase inhibitor activity; protein phosphatase 1 binding.
ACAUUGACUUUUCGAGUUCGAAAAACAUCGUUCGUUUGCCGAAAGUGAAAAAAUCUGAACGUUUACCGUGUUCAGCGGUCAGUUUACUUGUUAAUCUGUGAGUGGAUAAUGAGAAGACACUUGGCUGCUAGCUGAUUUUGAUGGGAGAGCGUCAGCGAGUGUUGACUGAUGAGAUGGCGACUACAAGCGCGGUCGCCACAAUCCCCCCCCAACUGCAAGAGGAGCCUGCUGAGCCCGUGGCAGUGAUCACGCUGCGGCCGACGAAGCCACAGGAGCGCAAGAAGGUAGUCUGGACGGAAGACACCGUCGACAAUGAGAACAUGAACAAGAAGAAGUCGAAAUGCUGCUGCAUAUACGAGAAGCCGCGGAAGUUCGACGAGUCCUCGUCGGAGGAAGACUCUGACGAGUGCGAGCACUGCUUCGGGCACGUGGAGCGUCGCAAGAAGCACACGCACACGCACCAACAAGCGUCCACUGCCGGCCCUGGGACCAGCACGCAGGUCUCCCAGAUGCAGGAGGAGCCCCCGGAACCGACGACGACGGUGGCGCUGCAGCCGGCGCCCGAGCCCGCGCCUGCGCCCUCGCCGCCCGACAAGAAAGACCCUACCUCCUAAGUAAACAUGCUGUAUUCUAUUGGACCUAUUAGGUCACUAUUUCUAGGAUGUAUCGAGUGAGUGAGCAACUGUUCCUCUGAUUAUAACACUCCUUGUUCUACUUAAUUCUGGCCGGGUGCUCUUGUAUUGUCGCAACCGACUAGAACAACGGAAUAGAAGAAAAAGGUUGGAAAGGCCAAGGGAUAAUACACUUGCCACUUGUAAAUCUUUUUUUUUUCGAUAUCUUUCAGUGGCGGAUAAAUAGUGAGCCUUCGGGAAUAAAGGCUUCGUGGUGAGCAAAAAUCGCUGCUUAAGGAAAUAGGAUAAAACCGAAUAUGAAGUUGAAUUUUGAAAUCAUAUUUCCUCAAAUAAUUAAAAUGACGUGGUUUUCAGUGGCAAUUAGCCUGCCCCUAUUACAAGGGUCCUAAACAUAGCUGGCGAGGAAUGGGUGUGUAUAUUAGUAUACCUUUGCCUACAUCUCUACUCCGGAGGUACAAAAGUUAUGCUGUGUUUUUAUUUCCUCCAGCGGCGAUUUACGUCCCCCAUACGUGCAAGUAGCUGGCACACUUAAUAAUAAUAAUUUGUUGUCAAAACAGUGGAUACAAUUCUUUCCUUAAACAUAGCUUAGUAUUAGACACAGAUAUAAAUAGGUAGGUACCAUAGCUGACUAAGUAUAAAAAUACUUGUAUUACAGUCUAUGAUGCCUCUCUCAUGGAUAUUUAUGUUAUGUUAAGCCAGCUAGUAUACAUACUUGUUAUCGAAACAAAGAAAUGGGUGAAUAUCAAAAUGUGCCAAGUUUGGUGGCGAACUGUCAUAUAAUUUUUUCGUGAAAAAUUGGGUUCCGACAUGAAAAAGGAUCCUUUUUAUAUCCUUUUUCACGUCGGAACCGAGGAUCCUUUUGAAUCUUUUUCAUGUCGGAACCCAAUUUUUCACGAAACAAUAAUAUGAAAUUUCGCCACCAAACUUGAAAUUUGAUAUUCACCCAAAUACAGAAGUUUUUAAUUAAUGGCUUAUAUAAAACAAAAAUAUUACGUGGCAAGUGUAUCCCCUCCUUAACAUACCGGCCUGUCCACCAAUGAUUAUGAUUACAACAGGAGUUUAUAAGUCAAGCAUUUAUGUGUAUAGCAAUAAUAUUCCAUAGCAAUAACCACGGAAUAGAAGAAAGUUGGAAAGACCCUAACGCAUAUUUUGUAUGAGAACCGCUGUCGCCGGUUCAACCCCACUCUUACUACUACUCCUGCAAACAGAUAACUAUGAUAGCUCUUCUGCUUCUUAAAUCCCAUAGCCACUUUACAAGCAAUGUGUAUUUUAGAAAGAAAGGAAGAAACGUUUAUUAUAAACGAUGUCACUAACACCCUGUAUAUAAAAAUAUUUACAGAUAAGUACCUACUUUUCAUGUACGGUUGAUAUUACAAAGAUGUACAAUCCCCAGCAAGUUGCAGAUAAGUUGCGAGACGUCAAUUUAGCGUCAAUUAUAAUUCCACAUAUUAUGC